Molecule: messenger RNA, 2916 nt
Organism: Teleopsis dalmanni
Lineage: Eukaryota; Metazoa; Arthropoda; Insecta; Diptera; Diopsidae
Exons: 3
Coding region: 1-2916 (971 amino acids)
Molecular function (GO): nucleic acid binding
Source: RefSeq, a predicted model, not a curated record
AUGGAAGUGGUGCCACACUCGUAUGAUGUAGCUUCAACAUGUUAUCUUCCUCACCAUGGUGUCUAUAAAGCAUCGAGUUCUACAACGAAGCUUCGCGUAGUCUUCAAUGCUUCUAAUAAAUGUUUGAGCGGAAUAUCUCUUAAUGAUUGUCUGCAUAUAGGUCCCAGAUUACAAAAUGAUCUAUCAAAUAUCAUCUUGCAAUGGCGGCAUUACCCUAUAGUGUUUACAGGAGAUAUCGAGAAAAUGUACAGGCAAAUUCUUGUUGAUAGCAAAGAUGUGGAUUUGCAACGAAUAAUGUGGCGCGUUCGACACGGGGACGCCCCUACAACGUUCCGGUUGCUCACUGUAACAAAUGGGACUAAUUGUGCUCCAUAUCUUGCCAUCAAAGUAUUGCGUACUCUGGCAAAAGAGGAGCAAACUCGUUUUCCACGGGCAGCUGAAUCGAUUCUAAAUGAAUUUUACAUUGAUGACGUACUAUCAGGUGGAGACACUCCAAUCGAAGCUGCAGAAAAAUUGCACGAACUUCAGGAGCUUCUAGCAACUGCAGGCUUCACUUUACGUAAAUUUAAUUCGAAUUCAAAUGACGUUUUAAGCACUCUGACUGAGGACGUAAAAGCUCACGCCGACGAUGUGGAAAUUAACACCGAGUAUAAAACUAAGACACUUGGUCUUACUUGGUAUACAAAAUCCGACAGUUUUGGUUACAACGUCAAUGUAACUUGUGACAACCAUCAUUACACAAAACGACUAAUGUUGUCUGACAUAUCGAAGUUAUUUGAUCCACUUGUGUUCUUGGCUCCGGUUAUCAUUCGAGGAAAGAUGUUUCUGCAACAACUCUGGCGUACUGGAUCCGAUUGGGAUGAUCCCUUGUCAAUAGAGAUGGCAAACAUUUGGCAUAACUUUCGUAUUGACUUACAACAAUUACAUCACAUUCGAAUCCCACGUUGGAUAAACACCACUUCGACAAGUGCAAUUGAAUUACACGCAUUUGGUGAUUCAUCAAAUCAAGCAUAUGCGGCUGCAGUAUAUGCGAAAACAACCAUCGCCCCGUUGAAAGAAACGUCUAUACAACGUUUAGAAUUAUGUGCAGCAUUGCUAGCAGCAAAACUUCUACACAAGGUUAAAGGAACAUUUAAGUGUCAACCAUCACGCUGUAUUUUGUGGACUGAUAAUACAACCACACUGUGGUGGAUUAGAACUGAUCCAGGCAAAUUGAAGCAGUUCGUGGCAAACAGAGUGUCACAAAUUCAGUCAAUGACAAAUAUUGAAGACUGGAGGUAUAUUGCAACAAAGGAUAAUCCGGCUGAUUGUGCAUCACGAGGCAGUACUGUUUUGCAACUAAAAGAUAAUCUGAUGUGGUGGUAUGGACCAUCUUGGCUUCGCUUAAAUGAGAAAAUGUGGCCUAACCACCAAAUCAAUCAUACUCCUGACAGUUUACCUGAGAAAAAAGAGAUUAACUCAUUAACUACGCAGUUAUCAACAGAAGUGUGGGAAAUAUUUGGACGAUAUGCUACUCUUGAUAAAUUACUCGUAGUCGUGGCGCAAUGCCUACGUUUUAUUCAUAUGUGUCAAAAAAGGAUGCGUAGGGAUGAAAGUUUCUGCACUUGGCAAGAACGUUAUACGGUUCUUAAAAAAUUAGUAACAAUUGUACAAAGGACCGAGUUUACCAACGAUUAUGCUGCUUUACGGAAAGGCAAUCCAAUUAACAAAUCAAGUAAAUUGUUUAAAUUGAAUCCGAAGCUUGAUUCCGACGGAAUUAUGCGUCUAAAUGGAAGACUGCAAAAUGCGAAUAUUCCUUCAGAUGAACGAUGUCCAAUGAUAUUACCCAGACGUCAUGAUUUUACUACGUUGAUUAUUAAUCAAGCUCAUAGUCGAACAUUACAUGGCGGAACUCAAACAACAUUAGCAUAUGUGCGACGGCAAUUUUGGGUUAUUGAAGGAAGAUCCGCUGUGAAGAGAGUGAUUAACAAAUGCAUUACAUGUUUUCGUCAAGCCUGUCGACCGCAAGCACAACUUAUGGGUAACUUACCUCCAGCACGGUGUAAUAUAUCACAGCCAUUCAUGCACACGGGCGUGGAUUAUGCUGGUCCAUUUAAUGUGAGAGCGACAAGAGGGAGAGGCCAUCGUACUUACAAGGGGUAUGUGGCUCUAUUUAUAUGUUUUAUUACACGAGCUAUUCAUUUGGAACUUGUGAGUGAUAUGACAUCUGAAACCUUUCUAGCAGCGUUAAAGCGAUUUGUAUCAGUCCGGGGCAUAUGCUCAGAUAUGUACAGCGAUCGUGGUACAUCCUUUGUCGGUGCUGAUGCUUUAAUGAAAGAUGAAAUUAAAUUAUUUAAAAAACAAAUUGAAGCUGGGUCUGUGUUUGCAUCAACCGUUGGCAUAAAUUGGCACUUUAUACCACCCGCAGCGCCUCAUUUUGGUGGCCUAUGGGAAGCAGGAGUAAAAAUCGAAAAUUGUUUAAAUUCGCGGCCGCUUACGGCUCUAUCUGAUGACCCCACAGACUUAUCAGCGUUGACACCAGGACACUUUUUGAUUGGACGAGCGCCAUCUGCCGUACCUGAACCUAAUUUGCUAAAUACAAAGAUUGGUGUACUAUUCCGAUGGAAGAUGUUAAGCCAGAUGUAUCAAGACUUUUGGCGUCGUUGGUCCCAAGAAUAUUUAACACAAUUACAUGCCAGAAACAAAUGGACUAAAAGCCAAACAAAUGUCGCAACCGGUCAACUGGUCCUACUUCGAGAUGAACGAUUGCCUCCAAGCUCCUGGUUGCUUGGCCGCAUUAUCCAAGUCCAUCCUGGCACGGACGGUGCUGUUCGUGUCGUAACCAUAAAAACACAGUCCGCCAUUGUGAAACGGCCAAUUACGAAGAUCUCUGUUUUACCAAUCGACAUUGAAGGACGUCCUGAAGCACACGAGUAA